Messenger RNA from Ustilago hordei, 2583 nucleotides. RefSeq lists its product as uncharacterized. Gene Ontology annotation, molecular function: ATP-dependent DNA damage sensor activity; ATP hydrolysis activity; mismatched DNA binding. The transcript has a single exon. Gene Ontology annotation, cellular component: MutLalpha complex. The coding region runs from base 1 to 2583 and encodes 860 amino acids. Gene Ontology annotation, biological process: mismatch repair. NCBI's taxonomy places the organism in Eukaryota, Fungi, Basidiomycota, Ustilaginomycetes, Ustilaginales, Ustilaginaceae. The record is from RefSeq and is a predicted model, not a curated record.
AUGGCGGGAAACGACGACCAUGUCAUCCAGCUCUCCCCCGAGGCAGAGUCCUCGCGCUAUCGGCCCAUUAAGCGUCUCGAUGAAAGCGUAGUCAACCGCAUCGCAGCAGGUGAAAUCAUUCAUCGUCCGGCUAACGCUCUCAAAGAGCUCAUCGAGAACUCGCUUGAUGCCGGUGCCACCCUCAUCCGCAUCACUUUGAAGGAAGGUGGGAUAAAGACGCUUCAGAUUCAAGACAAUGGCUCGGGUAUUCAACCUUCAGAUUUGCCUCUGCUCUGCGAGCGAUUCGCUACCUCGAAGCUACGAGACUUUGGCGAUUUGGAGAGCAUGUCCACUUUCGGAUUCCGAGGAGAAGCGCUUGCUAGUAUCAGCUAUGUCACUGCAAGUAUGAAUGUCGUGUCCAAAACCAGGAGUCAGGACUGUGCCUUUCGCGCUUACUACGCAAAUGGAGCACUGGCACCACCCAAACCUGGCCAAAGCAGCGAUCCAAAACAGUGUGCAGGAACUGAUGGCACCCUCAUAACGGCCGAGGAUCUGUUCUACAACCUACCACAACGUCGUAGAGCACUACGCAGUCCAGCAGACGAAUACAAUCGAGCACUCGAUGUCGUGUCGAAAUACGCCGUUCACUAUGGAGGCAAAGGCGUCGGAUUCGUUUGCCGCAAAGCAGCAAGCAAUGCUACCGACCUCAACACCCCUUCCUCUUCCACCAACACUACUCUGGACACAAUCCGUGUGCUGCAUGGCAAUGCGGUAGCGCGUGAAUUGGUCGAGCUUAAAGUUGUUUCUGACGACCAAUUGGGCUUUUCCUGUCAAGGCUGGAUCAGUGGGGCCAAUUGGAGUAGCAAACGUACAACGCUUCUAUGCUUUAUUAACAAUCGUCUGGUCGAUUGUCCCUUGUUGAAGAGAUCGAUCGAAGCGGUGUAUGCGACACUGUUGCCGAAGGGCGGACAUGCUUGGAUUUACUUGGCGAUUACUAUCAAUCCGGCUAAUGUGGAUGUCAAUGUUCAUCCCACAAAGAAGGAGGUGCAUUUCUUGAAUGAGGAUGAGAUCGUGGAGAGGAUCUGUCAGGCGGCGCAGGAGAGGUUGGCUGGGGCCAACUCGAGUCGGACUUUUGCUUUUUCGCAGGCCGUGCUGCCGGUGCUAUCUUCAGAUGUUGGGUCAUCGUCGGCAGUUGCACGGAAUCCAGCAGCUUCAUCUUGGUCGGCGGCAGAAUCUGGUGGUGCAAGGUCAAGUGAUCGGGACAACAGGCCGGCGCUGAGCGAGACAAGGAGCAGUAGUAGCAGUAGUGUCGGAAGUAGCAGUGGCGCCAACACGACGAGAAAGACAGAUGUUUCAAUCUCGUCGUCCAAAGGCUAUCCUCGGCAUUUGGUGCGGGUCGAUGCCAAGACGCAGACGCUGGAUGCCAUGUUUUCAUCAACGUCUGCCAAGUCGACUGGCAAAAAACGUGCAUUCGAUGGUGCAGCUACGCAAGAAUCCUCCAUCGGCACGGAUGCAGUGAUGAUGGAGCACGAUGAACCUUCAGCGAGCUUGCAGGAUCCUACUUCGAGCAGGCUAGGUAGCAGCAACAACAACAACAACAACAACAACAACAACAACAACAACAACUACUACUCAUACGCAGACAGUGUGAGUGAUCCUCCUCCCGCAGCCAAACCUACUUGGCCCACACAAACGCAAAGCAUCCGCAUCACCGACUCCGACUGCUCUCUCACCUCCGUCCGUCAAUUGCGUUCCCAGAUCACCAAAUCGCAACACCGCAAUCUCACCGAAGUGGUCCAGAACCACACAUUUGUCGGAGUCGUCGACUUGCAGAAAGGCUUGAGUCUCAUACAACACGAAACGAGACUACUACUAGUCAACCACGACGCACUCAUCCGGGAAUUCGCCUACCAACUCAUCUUGCGUCAGUUCGGCAGUUUGAAGCGCAUUCGUUUGGAUCCAGCUCCUUCCCUCGACGAUCUUGUUCGGUUGGGUUUGGAAAGCGUUUCUGGUCUACCCUCCGGCGAGGAAGUGAAGGAGAUGAAGGAGAAGGUGGUGAACGUGCUACUAGAGCACGCCGACAUGCUGGAAGAAUACUUCUCGCUAUGUUUUAAUGUUGAACAGCGAACAUUGGAAGCAGUGCCCAGUUUGAUCCCGGGUGCAGGAGGGUGUGGGGUGGAGUUGGAUAGGUUGCCGAUGUUGCUGGUUAGGUUGGCGGCAAGAGUGAAUUGGGGGGAUGAAGAGGGGUGUUUUGAUUCUUUUGCCAGGCAGGUUUCCGGAGCUUGUUUGCCAGUUGCCCCGCUACCACCUGCAGUUACUACCUCUACCUCUACUUUUUGCUCAGCAUCAAACUCGAAGCCAGUCUCGAAGACAUCAGUAGAAGACGGAAACGGCUGCACAUCACCAUCCCUCGUCCAAUUGGAAGCAGCAAACAAACAGGAGCGGGAAGAGAUGCAAGAAUCAGCCAAGCGAAAGAUCCGCAACUACUGGUUCAACAAUAUGACCAAAUCGCGUGGACGGUACAUUCCGAGUAAGCAGGCUAACAAGUUUGUCGUUCAGGUGGCCAACUUGCCUGAUUUAUAUCGUGUAUUUGAACGUUGUUGA